Haemonchus placei is the source of this 1911-nucleotide messenger RNA. Lineage: Eukaryota; Metazoa; Nematoda; Chromadorea; Rhabditida; Trichostrongylidae. The record is from the annotation of a GenBank genome assembly.
AUGCAUGAAGUGCCCUAUGGGGUUGCGAGACAACACAAAUUAGGAAAUGAUGACGGUUAUCAUAUUGCUCAAAGCAACUAUAUGUACGAUUUUCCAAUAACUGGUGAAGAUUGUGAUUGCUUUAAUGAACGUGGUAAUACACACGUCGGGUUGCGGUGUCACCCUCAUCGUCACAAUAUGGACUACGCUCUUCCCAUGAACAAAUCGUCAGGAAGAUCUUCCAAGGUGUACUACCACAGUGAAACGAAGAAACUACGGCAAUGUAAUGCUGUCCCAGUUCUCAAAACUGAACCGCUAUAUCCUGCACGCAUGCCAUUGGUGGCUGGAAGUCCGAUUAUAUCAACCCCGUCCCUCCCUCAACGUGGUGCGGCUGACUCCGUGGAUAGCUCCUUGUUGAGCAGUAACAGUUCUCUUGGAUCAUAUCCUGCGGAUCAUUUCCCAUACUCGCCUGAUGAUUGCUUAACUGUGCUGUCAACUGGAAGCCCAUUAGAGGGCUCACCCAUUUUCUCUUUACCCCCAGCAGCCUAUGCAGAUACAGAUGACGAGUCUUACAUUAGUGCAGGACAUGUUUUAUCAUAUUCGCAAAACAGCGAUGGUGCUGUCAGUGAUUUUUUCUCACAAAGUGAAAACGGCUCCACCACAAAUUCGUCGGAUGAAGAUUCUUUAUUGCCGACUGUUGUUACAAAUUGCAACCAGCACGAUGAUAUUGGUAACCUUUCGUUAUCAAGUGAAGUGUCUACUACAUGUGACAAUGGAACGGCACUUCAUCUACAGCUUUGUGAUGCCAGUCGUGAUGAUUCUCCCCGACGGAUUAGUUCCGUGGUGGCGUCAAGUGCUUCAAGCUUGUCUAGCCCUGUAGCUAAACGUGGUCGUUUCGGUUCUUGUUGUGCCGAAAAAAUUCCCGAUAACGGGGCGUUUGCAGAGGAAACUCCAUUGUUUGAUGAAGAGAGGUAUCAGAAUGAGUAUGCGAGAGAUACAUACGCAUGGUUAAGCUAUCGAGAGUCGACUACGCAUACCUUAGGUUCGUUAUUUAUGGAUGCCCAGAAGAAGGAAGGCGCAUCAUGGGCAGAUCGUCGGGCCGUUGUUAUGAGAGCGCUCGUGGACAUGAAAAAGAGGAAGCACACUCUGGAGGCAAUUCAUCUUGGUAUUUACAUACUCGACAAAUGCCUGGAUUCUUUUCAUAUUGCGAAAAAUUCUCUGGUCGAUGUUUGUGCAGUUUCGAUGGUUCUUGGAACGAAAAUGGAGGAAUACGAAUCGCUCCGACCAGGUACCGUGGGUACACUGCUUGGUACCACUGCAAGCAAGGCGCGUUUGUGUGAUAUUGAAAAGCGUAUUGUUUACGAGAUGAAGGAUGGAUUAUGUUUUCCUACUCCUUUCCUCUUUGCUCAUUAUAUGCUGGCUGAGUUGUGUUGCGAUGAUGAACAAAUUCGUUUUGCGCAGUAUUUGUUAGAACUGGCUUUGUUGGACUCGCAGUUCCGUGAUGAAGGAGGGCCAAGAGUAGCUCACGCAGCCGUGUGCAUGGCUUCCGCUAUAGCGAAGCAACGCGAUUCUAUUUUCGUAUCUGAGGGCGAUAGAUUAUUGGAAGCGGAACGAAAACUUUUUCAUCUAACGAAGCUGCCAAUAGGGAGCACCCGAAACGUUAUGCGUAAUUUGGUGCAUGAGAUGGAUCGGAUGGAUGAUACUCGUAUUGUUAACGCACACGGGGAUGAGCUUCAUGUGACCAAGAAAGGUAGCAUUCAAAUCUCAGCAGCUAGACCCUCGGAGUCGGAUGCAGAAAGCGAUGACUCGAUACCUUCUUUACAAAAAAUUAAAUUUGAUGAUCAUAUCGUCUCAAUUACUGAUCCUGAACCCAAAGAUAAACGUAAAAAAGGGAAAAAAGAAAAGAAAGAAAGUAAAGCGAAAGGAGGUUAG